ACGUAUCGAACCAUACGUCUAAAGUCGAACAAACAAAGGGACUUCCUUCAAGGUUUCACGCUUUGUUGUUUGGUUAUCAAUUUCUUUCUUUUACUUGUACUUCAACAUGCCACCUCGUGCACCACCAGGACAGACUCGUGAAGGCGGUGGAGGCGGCGGCGGCGGCGGCAGAGGUGGUCGUGGCGGUGGUCGCGGCGGCCCUCGCGGUGGACCACCUCCUCGCGGCGGCCCAGCUAGAGGAGGAGCAGUUCAUGCUCCCACUGGUCCCGCCGCUCUGCCUGGAAGCCAUGUUCAGGCCGUGGGGGUAAAACGACCUGGAUAUGGAACGGCAGGCAGAGCAGUGACCGUAUAUUCCAAUUUCUUCAAGAUUAGUCUCCCAGAAAGUGUUAUCCAUCACUACGACGUGAUCUCGCCUGAUGAGAAGGCACUUCCAGCGCGCCUGAACAUGGACUUGAUUCAUCACCUUCAAACCAUCGAUGCCGUCGAUGUUUUUACCCCUCGGGCCGUUUACGAUGGGCGAAAGAACCUCUUUGCCCCCAGGGAGCUGCCUUUUGGUCCGCAGAAUAGUCAAGAGUUUGAUGUUUGCCUCUCUGAUGAUCCUAAUCGCGGAAGCCCCGGGGAGAACACGGGAGGCCGCGGCCCUAAAGUGUAUAAAAUCAAACUGACGAAAGUUGCACAAAUCAACCCUGAGGUCCUGCAACGCUUUAUUCUAGGACAGCAAUCACAUGACAACAGUGUUUUGACCGCAUUGACAGCAUUGAAUGUUGUCGUCCGAAUGGAACCAACAAUGAAGUAUCCCUUUAAUGUUCGGUCUUUCUUCACCGAUCGGGAGACUAAGGAUAUCGGUUCCGGCCUUGUGUUAUGGCGCGGAUACUUCCAGUCAGUGAGACCCGCAAUCGGGCAGCUCCUCGUCAACGUCGAUAUCUCGACUGGAACGAUGUAUAAGUCUGGAGCACUGAUGGAUAUCUGUCUCGAGUUCCUAGGUAGACCUGGGCAACACGCGUUGCUUAGCCCGCGAAGUGGCUUGCCCGAUCGUGAGCGAAUUCGUUUGCAACGUUUUAUUUCAGGCAUCCGGGUCAAAACAACAUACGCCGGUGAAAACAGGACCCCUCGCGUCGUCAAGAAAUUGAGCAGCGCAGGGGCUGCGGAUUUGAGUUUCACAUUGCGGGAUGGAACUAGUAGGACUGUGGCGCAGUAUUUCCAGACGAUCCUGAACCGUCCAUUGAGGUUCCCGAACAAUCUUUGCAUUGAGGUUGGCAGCGGUGCCUUGAUCCCUCUGGAACUAUGCACGGUUCCACCAGGUCAAAUCAUGCGGAAGCAGGUUCCCCCCGAGAAAACGAAGGACGUUCUGGAAUUUGCUACAAAGCGACCUGAGCACCGCCUCGCUAGUAUCACAAAUGGUCUUUCGGUCCUUCAAUACGGCCAGUCGGAAUACGUGCGCCAGUUCGGCAUGCACGUCGAAGAUACUACUGGACCGCUUACAGUAACAGCGCGUGUCUUGCAACCGCCAAAAUUGAAGUACGGCCAGGGCAGCGCGCAGCCGACCAUUACACCAAGUAACGGCUCAUGGAAUAUGAUAGACAAACGAUUCUUCAGACCUGCAUCUAUUGACAGGUGGAUCGUGGUAGUCUAUGAGAGGCAGCAGCGGUUCAAUCCACAAGCUGCACAAGACAUGAUCGAUGGCAUGCUAAGGAGUUUCAGAGACGUCGGUAUCCGUAUCACCGACGAUAAGCCGAUGGUAACUUGGCAAAACGGCCAAGGCCGGAUUGCGGACCAACUGCGUGCCGCUGGCACUGAGUGUUUCCAAAGGACGAAACAGCGCCCACAGCUCAUCGUUGUAGUUCUUCCCGAGAAUGGUAAUGAUAUUUAUACUGCAGUUAAACACUUUGGGGACAUUACAGUUGGUGUUGCGACCCAGUGUUUAAAGAGUCAGAAGUGUUUCCGCGCAAAACCUCAAUAUUACGCGAACGUCUGCCUCAAGGUUAAUGUCAAACUAGGUGGUAUCAACACCAUCCCCGACCCCCAGUCGGUCUCGGUUCUCACCGACCCUCGUAACCCUACCAUCGUUAUGGGUGCCGACGUGAUUCAUCCUGCGCCUGGUUCUGAUGGCCGUCCUUCAUUCACGGCACUCGUCGGUAAUGUCGACUCCGAUACCGCCAAAUACAUUGCCACAAGCCGUGUUCAAGCUUCUCGUGUCGAGAUUAUCGAAGAUCUUCAGGACAUGACGAAGCACGUCCUGAGUAUGUAUAUGAAGUAUCGCCAGUUCGCGGAGAAGAAGACGGGGAAUCUUGCCCCUGCGCGUCUCAUCUUCUACAGAGAUGGUGUUUCUGAAGGGCAAUUCAAGCAAGUUCUCGAUUCCGAACUUAAGUCGAUCAAAGAUGCUUGCGCUGAGUUGAAGAUAAACCCGAAGAUCACAAUCAUCGUGGUCGCGAAGCGUCACCAUGUUCGCUUUUUCCCCAGUGGCUCCGGACCAAAUGAACAGGAUAAGAGCGGAAAUUGCCUGGCAGGCACUGUAGUCGACCAGGUCGUUGCUCACCCUACGGAAUUCGACUGGUAUCUGCAGAGCCAUGGCGGUCUGCUCGGCACGAGUCGCCCCGCGCACUACAAUGUUCUCUACGAUGAGAACGAAUUCAGUGCCGAUGGUCUUCAAUCUCUGUCUUUCGCUCUGUGCCAUGUGUAUGCACGGUCAACCCGAUCUGUUUCAAUACCCGCCCCCGUAUACUAUGCCGAUAUCGUCUGUUCCCGCGCCAAGAACCACUACGACCCUCAAGGGAACGUUGAUUUCUCCGAUUCUGCCACUCAACUCGACUCAGCUCAGGCCGAGGGUGCCUUGGAAGCGUACAAACGUGGAUUCAAGCCUUUACAUGCCAACAUGGCAAGUUUGAUGUACUUCUCUUGAACAAUGUUACUCUACCCGCUUAACUACCUCAAAGCAAAAGACCGUUAGUUUGCUCGUACCAUCUUUUUUCUCCUUUCUGUUGUCCCGUUUAAUCCAGUUCCUCCAGUCUCAUGACCUCGCACCACUCUGUAAAAAAAAAUACGUACCAUUGCACGAAUACCAUCAGCCACCCGCAUUGCUUGACGUACUAUGUUCGGACUGAUGACUGCGAAAUAUAAUGCU
This is a messenger RNA of Suillus subaureus, 3121 nucleotides long. Its product is annotated as argonaute-like protein. Gene Ontology annotation, molecular function: RNA binding; protein binding. The coding region runs from base 107 to 2899 and encodes 930 amino acids. NCBI's taxonomy places the organism in Eukaryota, Fungi, Basidiomycota, Agaricomycetes, Boletales, Suillaceae. The transcript is spliced from 20 exons. The record is from RefSeq and is a predicted model, not a curated record.